Messenger RNA from Gymnodraco acuticeps, 1414 nucleotides. RefSeq names its product probable E3 ubiquitin-protein ligase ARI7. The transcript is spliced from 5 exons. Bases 47 to 1129 code for a protein of 360 amino acids. NCBI's taxonomy places the organism in Eukaryota, Metazoa, Chordata, Actinopteri, Perciformes, Bathydraconidae. The record is from RefSeq and is a predicted model, not a curated record.
UGUAGCCAUUGUUGUUUUGUAAGAGGACGAGUAGAGUCGAGUCGGGAUGGGGAACGGGUUGGCAACUGAGCAAAAGAACAGGGAGUCGUUUGCACAACACAAGAGUCUGACCGGUACACAGAGGAAAACGUUUGGGAAUCGAAAACUAAGAAGGAGUCCGACUGAUGUGGCUUGGAGAAGUCAUUUUCAAAGCACUGAUGUGACGACUGAGCACGAUAGAAAUUUUGGGCAAACGAACAACUUGGCAACUGGACAGAAGGCGAUUGAUUCUGAACAACCAAGCAAUUUAGCAACUGAGCAAAGGAGUGAUUCUGGACAACAGAGCAACAAUUCAACAGCUGAGCAGGAGAAGUGUUAUGACCCAAAGGACACCACAUUUAUUUUCGCCGAUGGAGAAGACGACCACGAUUUUGAGUGCAAUGACUUCAAGUCUCGCAGAGCGAAGAUGUCCUGCGGUCAUACCGUCACCCCCAUGUCUCUAACCAACUGGUGUAAACAGCAGUUGGGUCAGGGUGAAAUCAGAUUUGUGUGUGGCCAACCCGGCUGUGAUGUUGAGUGGCCGUAUGACGAGGUGUGGAAAAUGGCUCUUCUGACCCCCGAAGAAAUGGAAAACUUUGAAAGGAAAAUGUUCAGUAGAGCUGCUAAAGAAUACUUGGACGUCAAAUCAUGUCCCGGCUGCAAGUGCUCUGCCAUGCGGAGCGACGUAAACAACCUGAGGGUCUGCUGCGUGAUAUGCACGGCUAAAACAAACGUGGCCUUUUCAUUCUGCUGGCAGUGUCUGGAGGAAUGGAAAGGUCCAUCUCCCUAUCCAUACCGGUGUGCAAAUGAAGGCUGCAUCAGUAAGACACAGGAAAUACUGAACACCUGCCAUGAUAUCACCUUUAAGGACGUGAAGGGGGUCUCUGGCUGCCCCUCCGUCCGGGCCUGUCCCACCUGUGGUUUGCUGGUGGAGCACAACAAAAGCAGAUGUAAAUACAUUGUCUGUCUGCGGUGUAAGGUGAAGUUCUGUUUUGUUUGUCUGAAGUGUUAUGAAGAGUGCCUGGACGAGGACAGAUUGUCUUUCUAUUUUUGUUGUGCGAGUGGUGUUGCCCCCAGACAGACCACCAUACCCAUGUGGCAGAGGAAAUAAAGUGACUGUUGAUUUAACAUUGUGGUUUCAGAAACUAAAGUAAAGUUGUGUUUGGAUUUCUUGUGUACGCCCAAAUGAAAGUAUCAGGAUUAAAAGCUUUAUUUGUAAAGUGCUUCAUGUAUCUGAGACUUGUUUUUGACUUAGUAUUUGGAAGGGAUGCAAACUCAUCAGGAAUGAAGAAGGUGACAAGUGAUUUUUUUAGUUUGUUUGGUCAUAUCAUUUUUAUUAUGCUAUUAUUUUAGCAUUAUUUAUGAGAUAGGAAACCAGCUGGCAAACAUUGACCUU